This is a messenger RNA of Monodelphis domestica (gray short-tailed opossum), 12643 nucleotides long. It is a transcript of the gene LCORL, whose product is annotated as ligand dependent nuclear receptor corepressor like. NCBI's taxonomy places the organism in Eukaryota, Metazoa, Chordata, Mammalia, Didelphimorphia, Didelphidae. Gene Ontology annotation, cellular component: nucleus. Gene Ontology annotation, biological process: regulation of transcription by RNA polymerase II. The record is from RefSeq and is a predicted model, not a curated record. Gene Ontology annotation, molecular function: DNA binding.
AGGUGGAGGGAGCGAGAGAGUGGCGCGCGCUCUGGGGCUCGCGCCGAGGGCCCGCGCCCCCGCCUCGUGCCUGCGCCGCCCGUAUGUAAAUGAGGGCGCGUGACGCGGGACGCAGAUGGACAAGGGAAGAGGGAGAAUGGCCGCUGCUGCCGCCGCCGCCGCUGCCGCCGCCGCUCAGUGCCGGAGCCCUCGGUGCGCGGCGGAGAGGAGAGGAUUCCGGCGGGAACUCGAUUCUUGGCGCCACCGCCUCAUGCACUGUGUAGGUUUUGAAAGUAUUUUAGAAGGGCUUUAUGGACCAAGGCUACGAAGAGACCUCAGUUUAUUUGAAGACUGUGAACCAGAAGAGCUGACUGACUGGUCUAUGGAUGAAAAAUGUUCAUUUUGUAACCUACAGAAAGAAGCAGUCAGUGAUUGUACACCAACUCUUGGUUCUUCACAGUCAACGCCUACAGAGGAACUAUCAUCUCAGGGCCAGUCCAACACUGAUAAGAUUGAAUGCCAAGCAGAAAAUUAUCUAAAUGCACUCUUUCGAAAGAAAGAUCUUCCUCAGAACUGUGAUCCUAACAUUCCCCUAGUUGCUCAGGAAUUAAUGAAAAAGAUGAUACGUCAGUUUGCAAUUGAAUACAUUUCAAAAAGUGGUAAAAUUCAAGAGAAUAGAAAUGGUUCAGUUGGACCAAGUCUAAUAUGUAAAGGUAUCCAAAUGAAUCAAAUAGAAAACUCCCUUCAGGAAGAACAGGAAGGCCCCCUAGACCUCACUGUGAAUCGAACUCAAGAACAAAAUACCCAACAAGGGGAUGGAGUAUUAGAUCUCUCUACAAAGAAAACCAGCACAAGAUCUGAAGAGUCCUCAACAUGUGAUCCAUCUUCUGAAAAUUCUAUGUCUGGUUCAACUCUUGAUGCAAAAUCAGAGGAAGCUACUAAAAUGGAAAAAGGAAAAUCAACAUUAAACAAAGUUUUGGAAUCAUUGUGCACAUAUCAUCAGCGACAGAUUUUGACUAUGUUGAAAUUUUUAAUUCAAGAGCAAAAUGCUUCUUCACUUUGCAGUUGCAAUUCAUCACAUGCUCUGUCUUCAGAAUCUCAAAAAUCCCUCACUGAAGAUGAUUUGCAUGGUCUAUUCUGUAGUUGUGGUGAAUAUAGGCUGACAGAAAGAGGGUGUUUACAAAAUGAAAGACAAAGCCCUGGCUUAUCACCCCUUUCAAUGUGUAUUAAAGAUUUUCAUUGCUUAUCUUGCCAAACUGUAGCUAUUGAACACAUUAAGACAGUAGUUAAUAGAGAAAUUGCCAACAAUUACAAUUCCCACAGGUGCUGUUCUAGGCUAUUACAAAACUGUAACAAUCACUCUACAAGAUCAACCUUUUGUACUUCUCUUUCCUUACCUGAAGUAUGUGAUCUAUCAAUCAAUGUUAAAGAUACUAACAGAUCUCGGAGUCCUUCACCACCACCAUUAUCUCCCAUACAGACUGAAGGAUUUGAAAAACUUAAAGAUUCAAUCUCAGGCUUUUCAGCUUUUGAAAACAACAAACUUGAAGCAACUAUCAAUCAGCCUCCAUCUCUUAUACCAGCAGAAGACAACAAUAGCAGUUGUGAACAUGAAGGUAAAAUACGCAAAGCAAACAUAUCUGAUAACUCAGAUGACUCUUCUUUGCUCAUAGCUGAAGAAAGCAGCCAUUUUAUAAAUCAUGAAAAAGGUGAAAGUACUACAAUUUUUCAAGAUUUAAUGGAUCGGAUUAAUGAAAAAUUAAAAUCAAUUGAAACCACAGAUAUAACGAACCUUGUUAAAGUAUCUAGUAGUGAUAGUAAUACUGAAAAUGAUAAUCUAAGAUUAGGUGAUUUAAUAACUUCUCUUUUGCAUAAUGCAAAGGCUAGUGAUUAUAGUUUUAUGGAGCUAUUGAGUCAACAUGAUAAAAAAGUAGAAAAUAAAAUUAUACAGACAAGAUUCCGAAAGCGUCAGGAAACCUUGUUUGCAAUGCAUAACUCGCCUGAUUCACCUUUGUUUAGAAGGCAGUCUUUACAAAUAAAGAGAGAAAUUGCUAGCCUUGAUCAAAAUUUUGCAAGAAAAAAGUCAUCCUCUGAAAAAUUUUCAAAGAAAUUGAUACGCAAUGAUGAGAAAGUAUCAACAGACAAAGAAUCAUACAUUUUAGAAGACUCUGCUUUCCAAAAUCCCCAAAUCAUUCCAAAUUCACAUCAUGAAGAAGCAUCUACAUUUUUGCCAGUAUAUGAAAUACAAUCAUUGCAACUACCUCUUAAUACUUUGGAAAUGAACUCUAGUUUUGACACAAUUUCAGAAAGCUUUACAGCUACACCACCAGAAAAAACAAAACCACAGAAAGAAUUUGUAGCCGAAAAGAAAAUGCAAAAUCAUCGAGAAAAUCCUAGAUUAGAAAAGAAUCAUAUUCCCCUGAAGGAUGAUAUUACUGGACUUCUAAGUAGAAGUAGGCGAAAUAUUGUGCCUCCUGGAUGGUAUUCUGUAUAUGUAACAAAUAAUUUUGUAUUUAAAAAAUCUCCUAAGACCAAGAAGUCUACCGAAAAAGAUAUGAUGAAAGAUCUUCAAGGUGAUAGAGCAAAUAGCAUAGACAUAAAUGAAAUUGCAAGGAAUACAAAUUUGCAAGUUGUUGUGGAGCGUUUAGAAGAUACUAUAAACAUAGCCAAAAAUACAUUGGAUAAUCAGCCAUUAUCAGAAGGAUAUAAAAUAACUAAGAAACUGAAAGACGAUGUUAAUUAUAAAGACCAAAAUAUUUCUGGAAAUUUGAACCUUUGUGCGAAUGAAACAUGUAAAGAACAGAGUUUCUUAUCACAUUCUAAAGUGCCAUCCAGCAACAGUAAUAAAAGCAAUUGUCAUGUGGCAGUAGAACAUAAUGAUGUAAUGAAUCAAAGACUUGAUAGCCUCAAAAAAAAACCCUUAGAUUUGGGUAGUUUGACUUCAAAGACAAAGUCUGAAGUUGUAGAGAAUUCUUUUUCCAGUUACUCUAGUCCUAUUAAACUCAUGUUUCUCUCAGAGGUUAAUAGUAGUGAAGGAGUCAAAUAUACUUUAACUUCUGUCAGUACUUCUAAUGCAAACCUCUGUUCUUUUGAAAAACGUACAACUAGCUCAUCAGUAGGAAAAGAAGCUGAAAAAAGCAAGAGCAUUCCAAGUGCAUAUUUUGGAGAUUAUCGUAAUACAGAAAGUGACACUUCACAAGGGGAACAAGAACAAUCCAAUUGUGUAAAGGAACCUAUAGAAUCCUAUUCAAUAAAUGUAACUGACAUAAAUAGUUCUAAGCAGCCAGAAGAAUGUCUAGAUAAAUCAAACAGUGCUAGUGAGUCAUCUUUUAAAAGGAAACCGGGUAGGCCUAAAAAAAUAGGUCCUCAAGUAGUAAAACAAGUUAAGCGACCAAUUGGAAGGCCUCCAAAACCCAAAACUGAUAAGCUAGAGAGCACUAUAAGAAGAAGUGAGCAUAUCAACAGUUUGGGGAAGAAAAACACAGACUCUCUAGUGUCAGGUUUAAAUGAGGGUAUUAGUAGAAAAAGUAUCACAGUAACUGUUGUUUAUGGAAGGUCAAGAAGAAUUAAAAGACAGGUAUCCGAAGGUAGCUUUGGCAGUGCUUUAACUUUAAAUAAUAGUAGUGCUGAUUUUUUGCAUGAAUACAAUGGGCUGAAACAUAAAGGAACAGAGAUGGGCUUGGAUGAAAGAAUGAGUACUGUACCAAGUUUAACUACUGGCUAUGAACACAUCAGACCUAUCAAGAAUAAAUCUGUGUUACCUCAUCCUUACAGCAAUAUUAUCCGGACAAGCCAGAAGCCUUUGACAGUAAUUAGGAAACCUGGUAGACCUGCAAAAGUUAAAAUCUCUGGUAUAUCUGUGACUAUUAAUAGAGUUUCACCUCAAGAAAGAAAAGUAUGGAUAAGCAGCUGCUUGCCUCCUUUAGAUCAAGACAGUAUAUUAGAAAAAAGCUUAACAGAAGAGAAGCAUGAACACCAGUGCAAUAAAAUGGAUAAAGCAAAAAGCACUCAAGUGAAUUUGUUUGAGGAGAGAUCAAAGAACAUGGCCUCUCCAGUACCUUUGAGACAGUCUGUUAGGGACAGAAAGCCAUCACUACAUUUUUUACAUUCCCUAGCAUCUUCUAAUUCCUUUGCUUACAGAAACAACUUGCUACGGAAGUCAUAUAAACUACAUUUCCAAAAAACUAAAGAUAAAAAAGAAAAAUGCAAAUACUCAAAUCCAAAAUCAGCUUCCAAAGAUAAUUCAGGAACCAGAAAUUCAGGUAAUGCAAAAAAGAAUUCUGAUGAUGCUAAAUUCACAACUAUCAAUGAAGAAGUGUCAUUGGAUCCUAUUUUCUCAUCAAGCCCCUCUCUCAGGUGGUGGGCAACUACUACUUCAAAUGCUUCCUUGUUAGAGGAGCUAAAUAAUAGAUUUGAGCAGAUAACUAAUGCUUGGGUGCAAGUCAGUGGAAAUGAAACAGAUAAUUGUCUUCAUGAAGCAAGAGGCCACUUAGAAGAAGAUAGUAGUUUUAAAGUGCCAAGCCCUUUGGAAACCUGCCUUUUAGAACUUAAAGUCUCACCUGUAAAAAUGCUUUUUCAGAAAAAGUGUGAUAUGAAUGAGCUGUGUACCUGGUUUAUGCAAACAACAGAAACACAAUCUCUUUCACUAGUUAGAAAAGCAAAUGCUCGAAAUCCUUUGGAAGUAAUUAAUACCAGAGGAAUCAAAGUUGGAAACAAACAAUCUGAUCAUAAUACUAGCCUUUUCAGAAAGCACUUUAAAAAAUUUGCACUAUCCUCUCCUUCAAAAUCAGCAGGGAAAUUACAGAUAUUGCGUAAAAUUGUUAGAUCUCCAGUCUUAAAUGUGAAAAGUAAUUUCACACUAGCCAGAUUGAGGAGAACUGAAUUUAAGAGACUACAGCAUGAAAGAUGGAGACAAGUAAAAAAACUUCACAAUCAUGGAACUGUUGAUUGGAAAUCUAAAAGAAGAAAUUUAAGAUUUUUCUGCCAGAACCAGUUUUUAAAUAAGACUACAGGGGGGACAAAUGCUGACAUCACACUUCAAGGGAAGAGCAAAGCAGAAAACCAGCAGUUAGUCUUAGCACCUGAAAUCAGGGAUGCUUUUUUGCAACAGAAGGUAGAAUUGCCUGACUACAACACACAUGCUAGCUUAGAAAGCAUUUUUAAAUUACAUGCUAAAGAGAAUGAAACAAAUUACAGCCAUAAAGAUUUUGGGAAAGUGUCAAGACAAGGAAAAGUGUGUUCAGGUUCUUGGAGGUCAAAAACCUUUAAAGACUGUAGGAUAUUUUUGAGGAAAAUCAAUCAUAUUGAACAAAGAAAUCAAUUUCAGCUAAAUACAAUCAUUUACUCUCCCGAAUCUGUUGAGAGUGGAAGUAAUCAUCAGACUUAUGUUGAAGAGGCAAAGCCCUGUAACUUAAGAUCCCAUUCGGCCAGGCAAAAUUCUCUUAAAAGGCAGUCUGAAGCAAUAGAAAAAUCUAAAGCAAACAAUUCCUCGCCUGACACAUUUGCUAGCCAACUUGAUGGCAAUAAAUUAGACAAGCAUAUUAAGUUUGAUAAGAAUGCUCCUGAUAGUUCUGAAGUUCUUAGUAAAUUAAACAAAAGAAAAAGACCCUCAUGGAAGAACACUGAAAUGUCAACAAAAAGACAUAAACGACAAUCUUGUAACAGUGGACAAAUGGCAAACUAUUAUUCAAAAUACCAACUAGAAUCAAGCUGUUAAAAACCAUAUCAGUUGUAAGAAAACUCAGUAUUGGUGCCUUUCAGAGACUCUACUCCAAACCAGCAGGCUGCUUUUUGGCUGAAAUUUGAUUUCCUGUAUUGGUCUAACAGCUGGCAAACCUUGCUUUGGUUUACACAUUGAAGCCAAGCAGUCAAGACAUUUUGGUGUGAUUCCUGCUGAUUCAUUGACAAGAAAGGGUGUAAUUUUGUAUUUGGAAAUGAAUGAGUUAAAUAUUAUGUAUCAUGCUAUAAAAUUUAAGACUAAGAACUUAAAAAACUAAUUAAACAGACAUAAUAUAUAAUUAAAAGAAAACAUGAAAGGUAAUGUGGUUAGUUUUGGGACUUUUAACAUGAUGAAAUGGGACAGUUAACUCUUCAGAAAUAAGCAUUUUAAAAUAGUAAUUUUAACAAUAUGCUAACAUUCAAAUUAAAUUGAAAUAUUUAAUAAAUAAUAUUUCCACUAUUGUAAUAAAGAAAUUGAACUUAAAAUGUGCUUUUGCUUUUUAGCAUAGACAAGGCCAGACAGUAAAUAACUUUGGGGAGAAAAUUUAAAAAUACCCAGUAAUUAUGAACAAACAAUUUAGUUUUUAUAAUUAACAAGAAAAUGGAAAUCUAUAAAGAAAUUGAGCAAUUAAUAUGUGAAACUUAAUUUUCCUUCCCCCAACCUCCAAUAUAUCAUACUCAUUUCAUAAAGUUACAGUUUCCAAAAGUAAAAUAUUCUGCAUAAAGUUUUAAUGUAAUACUAUGUUUGCUUCUUAAAGUUUAUCUUAUGCUCUCAAGCAAAAAGCAUGUGAAAUCAUUGCAGGAAAAAAAAAUUGAAAAAUGUUAACAGUGCCUUUUUAAUGAAUCUAGGAAGAGCUUUUGCAUUUCAGCUUUUUAAAAAAAAAAAACGGGGGGGGGUGUAUUACUAGAAUUGUUCCUUAUGCUGUUUUCCCAUUUUUAAAUAAGUCAUUUCUCUUUCCAGAAUUUCCUGUUAUGCUUAGAUUUUUAUUUACCUUUUGCUGAUAACUUUCCUUCCUUUUUUUUGAAGAUUUUUAGUCGUGUUUUAUUUUUUAAAUAACAUUUUUUACAUUAAUAUCUGAUUUUUAAGUGUUUUCUUAAACUUCAUUAUUUUAGAUUGCUUUCCCAUCCUUUUUCUAUUCUCUUUGAAAUUAUUUUCAAUCUCAUUGUUAGAUUUGUUUUCAUUGCUCUUUUCCAUAGCAUAGUAAGUGACCAACCUUGGGGAAAAUAUUUAACCCCACAACUUUGUCAGAAAAAUUGAGGGUUUGCGUGUGAUCAGUUAAGGAAACCUGUUGAUGAAAUGUUUGUUCAGGAAUUUGAGUUUUUUGUUGGUUUUGAAUUUUUAUGAGAUGUCUUAGUUUUGUAAAAUUGAUUUCUUUUAAUAUGCUUUUUCAUAUUUGUAUAGACCAAAUGUUAAAAUACACAUAUAGGAAAGGAAAUAGUCAUAGGACUCAGCAGAUAUUUUAGUUCAUCUUUGAGAGAUGCAAAGAAAUGUAUAAUCCUAUUGAGAGAAAAUAUAUAAUGAAAAGAAGGUAAGUAAUCAUGUAAGACAUUGGCAUAUGAUGAAGUACCAAUUAAAUGGUAUAGACAGGAUUUCUGAAUUCAAAAGAAUGAUCUCUGUAAUGUAUUUUUUAUUCAACAUUUAUUUAGAUCCUUAUGAUGCUUUCUGACAAAGUCUAGAGGUAAAUAAAAAUGGUCUCUGCUUUAGUCUGUCAGCAAUAAGAGAAUAAAAACGAAGUACAGAUAAUCACAUGUUACAUGAAAAAUUGAUUCAAAAGCAGUGAGAGAAAGUUCUCUGAAGUCCCAGUUAGGAAGUUCUUUAUUAGCAUGAGGAUCUUGUUAAGGCAGUAUUUGAAUUGGGUUUUAGACAAUACACAGGAAUGAGGAGCAAAGGCAUUCCAGAGAUUAGAAAUAGUCUGAAUAAAGGAUGGAUGGAAGGAUGGAAGCACAAGGCACAGUCAGAAAUGAAGAGAUGCUGCAACCCUGGGAAAUUGGGGGGGGGGGAUGGAUUGUGCUGGGUCUGACGAGCACCUACUAUGUGCUGAGCACUCUUACAAGUAAGAAAGAGAAUGCCAGGCGCUGCCACUAACGGGAAAGCCAGAAAGGGUGUGUCCCUCCCGAAGGGCAGCUUGAGUUGAGGCUGCACAGAUGCAGGGGCAGCCAGAGGCCCCCCAAGCUCCCCUCUGCUGGGGCUGGCCCCGGGCCCAGUGCAGAGGAGGACAAAGUCGGGGAGGGGUGAGGAGAGGAGGAGGGAUGAGCCUCCCUGGAUUUGAAGCCAGGCUGAACUGCAGAUCCAGGUGGAGUUGGUUGGGGUUAUGGUCCUCGAACAGUGGUGGAGGAGAGGAGCAAGGAGGGAGACCUGUCAAAAGCUCCAACCGCCAUGGUAAGAAAAGCUUGUACCAAGGUGGCAGCAGAGAAAAGGAUGAAGUAGGUUACACAAUCGAUCUUGAUAAUUGCCUUUUGCUAACUUCUCCUAUCCAGAAAUAAACCCAAGAAUACAGACGGGUGGGGAGUGACUGGGUUAGGCCAGGGAAUGGAGGGGGAGAAUGUAGAAUCAAUUAGACUAGGUUUCAAGUACCAGGGGGGUAUUCUAUAGUUUUCUUGAAUUGCAGUAGCUCCCUAUUACUCCUAGAAUCAAAAGUAAUCCUUGUCACCUGGCUCUGCAGCUGCUGUUUCUUUGCCUUGCAGAGACUCUACCUGCCAUGAAUUCCCUUCUCAUUCUUUGUUUCUUAGGAUCCUUAGUUAAACAUGACCUCCAGGAGGCUACUUUGGAGUCACUUUGUGUAUAUAUGUGUGCAUUUACACACACCCAACUCUGUUUCCCUAAAUAGAAUGGAAGCUCCUUAAGGGCAAGUGCAGUUAAAUUUUGGUCUUUGUCUCUGUGGUACCGAGAAGGGAGGUGCUUAACUUGUUCCAAGUGUAGUUAGAGAUGGUUUCUCUAAAGAAGGAUUUCAUUUAGAGACAACCUGUCAUCCAGAUUGUUCACUGGAAUGGCUUUGAUAGCUGAGAAUCUACCACUUUCUAAAACAGUCUAUUCCACUUUUUAAAUAAUCCUAAUUUAAUAAGGAAGUAUUUCUUUAGAACAAGUCUAAAUUUGCCCCUUUGCCACUUAUUCUCAUUUCUCCUUGUUGGGACUUUUAUGAGUGCUACAUCACACUUGAGUUAGAGCAAGUUUGUGGUUUACCCAAGCCCCUUUAUUUUAAAUAAACAUAAUUUUUUUACCUCCCUGCCUUUACUUCUAAAGUUGAUUUUUGUAGACCAAUCUUAUUAUACUUGGCCUCCUGAGAGGCUAGCUUGAUUCAAGGGAGAGAGGAGCAACCUGAUUCUGUUAUUGCAUUCUCACAAAACAGUUAUGUCCCUCUAAGCCUUGUCCAAAUGAAGCAUCUUGUUUAUCAGAAUUUAAAAGGGGGACAGCUGGGUGCUUGAAUGGAUUGAGAGCCAGGCCUGGAGAUGGGAAGAUCUGGGUUCCAAUAUGGCCUCAAACACUUCCUAGCUGUGGGACCCUGGGCAAGUCACUUAACCCCCAUUGCCUAACUAAUGCACAGUUCUAAGACAGAAGGUAAAGGUGUAAAGGGGGAGGGGAAUUCAUAUAAUAUACUCAUAGUAUGGAGGACCUCUAUCCUGGUUAUUCUUUUUUUCCCUCCCAAACCCUUGCCUUCCAUCUUGGAAUCAAUACUGUAUAUUAGUUCCAAAGCAGAAGAGCGAUAUGAAGUAAGCAGUGGGGUUUAGUGAUUUGCCCAGAGUCAUCAUAUAUCUAGGAUGUGUCAGAGGCCAGAUCUGAGCCCAAGACCUCCUAUUUCUAGGCCUGGCUCUCUAUCCACUGAGACACCUAUCUUCCCCCUUUUCCUGGUUAUUCUGGAAAUCAGAAGUUCUUGAUUCAUUUUUGCAUGAUAGAUCCCUAGAGCAGUGUGGUAAAAAUCUCAGACUCCUCAAAAAGAUGUUUUUAAGUGUAUAAAAUAAAAUAUAUAAAACUAUAAAGAAAAAUAAUUUCAUUGAAAUGUAGUUAUCAAAAUAUUUUUUAAAACAAGUCCAUGAAUCCCAGAUUCAGAACCCUAGUUCUCAAUAGUGUCUUUUAAUGCAACCUUAUUCUUUGCUUUAAUGCACAAUGUUGACUCAGGGAAAACUUGUAAUUCACUAAAACCCCUAAAUCUUUUUCAGAUAAAAUGCCUAAUCAUGCUUUCUGCAUCUUUUACUUUCAAGUUAAUGUGUGAAGUACCAGGCUUCAUAUUUUUCAUUUGGCAUACUGUUCUUAGUCUACAGAGUUUGGAAAUCUUUUAGGAUCUUGCCUGUCAUACAUAACAUUUUAAUCAUUUGUUCCUGUUUGAUAAGAUUGGCAUUGAUACUUUUCUUCACAAGUCUUUGAUAAAAAUGCUUUUUAAAAAAAAGAAAGAGCAAAGGACUAACCACAGAUCCCUGGAAAUUCUACUAUGAUCCAUUAUAAUGACUACUUUUGGAGUAAGGCAGUUACUCAUAGAGUGUCCAAGUCUUCAUAAUUCGUAAUAUGCUUCCUCUUGCUCAUAAAAUAUCAUGCAAAAAUUUAUUUCAUGCUCAGCUAAUUGUUUAUAUUAACAUUUCUUACCAAUCUGGUAAACCAGUCAAAAGAAAUGAAGUUAGUCUGAUAUCCCCUGUUCUUGAUAAAGAUAUGCCAGCUCGUCAUAAUAACCUUUUCCCUUUUCAAAUAUUAAAAAAAGAUCUUAUGUCAUUCUAGGAAUUUGGCCAGGAAUAAUUCUCAUUCUCUGUGACUUUUCAAAUAUCGCACAGUCGCUCAAUAAUCACAUUUAGCAGUUCCUUCUGUUUCAGUACCCUGGAAUGUAGAGCAUUUGGGGCUGGGGACUUGAAUUCAUUGGGAGGAGCUACUCUCUCCUUAAUUACCUUGGAUUUCACUUCCCUGCUAACAUUUUUGUUGUCCUUUUAAGCCCAAGGAUCAUUCUCCUUAACAGAGAGAUCAAAAGCAAAAUAAAGAACUUAAUAGUUCUUCCUCAUCUCAUUUCUAAUUAUCUCAGUCAAGAAAAGAGUGCUGCUUUUGGAAUCAAUGUCGGUUCAAAUCUUGCUUAGUCACUUAGACAUCACCUGACGUAAGCCUCGGUUUCCUCAUCUAUAAAGGAAGGUUUCUUCCAAUUCUUAAGUCUGUGAUCCUAUCAUUGUCUCAUCCUGCCCAGGAAAAGUCCUGGGUCUUUGGGAGUUGUUGUUUUUUUUUUAAUAUAGCUACGCAAAAACAAAAAGCAAAAGACUCUGCCCUUGAUUUAGAAAUUAAAUAUAAGACAUUGUUUUACCCAGGUGCUCUGUGACUUCUACAUAGGGACUUCCCAAAAUGAAAACUUCUUUCGUCAACUCACUGCAACCCAUCUCCAGUAUAAUUAAUUACAAUCCUAGGGAAUUGUAUAAGGAAUUUAGAGGUGGCGAUUUUCCUGUGUCUGUGAAACUAGUAAAUGGAACCUAUCAUCCAUUUCAUUAUGGAUUUUAAAAAUUCAGGUUAACAGACUGAAUUAAAUUUUCAAAUGAAUUCAUGGAGGUAGAGUGUAUAGAAUUUGAUUCUUAUGAUAACUAAUAUAUAGUGCUUACUAUGUGCUAGACACUAGGCUAAGCCCCUUAUAAUUAUCUCAUUUGAUCUCACAAUUAACCUGGGAGAUAGAUGAGGAAGCUCAGAUAGGUAGACAGAGGCUAAGUGACUUACUCUGGGUAAUCCACCUAAAGAAGUGGCAGAAUUUGAACUCGGGUCUUUCUGACUCCGCAGGCCUAGCAUUCCAUCUGCUUUGCCCCCUUCAUGUCAUAUAUAUUUUUCAUCUGGCCAACUAAGGAACAAUGUAUCUAGCACUACUAUUUCUUCAUUUUCAGCCUCCCAGAAUACCUAGGUAUGUGUUUGUUUAUACACGUUUGUGUAUAAGUUUCUUUUCACAAUUUGGGCUUCACUCGUGUAUAUAAUGACCACAUAGUCAGAAUGGUAAUCAGCUUUUGUUUUCACCCCUAGAGAAUAUUAAAAAAAAAUAACAGUGCAUUUCUUUAAUUUAAUUUAAACCGCUUUUUUUUUAAACAGAUUUUAAACCCCAACUCUUUAAAUUAUACUACUUAACAUACUCAUUAUUUGAAGUGUAUUUUGGGGCCAGUUUUUUAUUUGUUUUUUAGAUCAAUAACAUUUAAUGAUUUUUUCAUUCUUGGUGUCCUGAGUUACUUUUUUCCUCCUUUAAAAUAAAUAAGUAACUUCUCUAGGAGAUAACUAUCCAUGGAAACAAAAAGUCUUUUGUUGCACAUGGUCCUUAGACACCUCUAGUAUUUUCAAACAGCAAGAUAAAGAUUCUGGGUUUAUAUCGAAGUAAAGUGCAAUAUCAGUAUGUAUCUUUAUCAAAUAGUUGUGAUCCUAAUGAGUUGCACCUAAAUCAAAUUUGUGAAAUUCCAAUUAAAUUUCAAAUGCUUUACAAAAGUUUACUGUUCUAAGAAAGAUUAACUCUUUUUGUCAUUCAAGUAAUCCACUGAUUUAUAAGCCAGUUCUAGUUUUUAUCAAUUUAACCUUUAAAAUGCAGUUACUUUGUAUGGGUAUAGCUUUGGUAAGGACCAGUCCAGAAAUAUAAGUUGCCAUCCAUAAAAUAUACUUAAAUAGAAAAAAUAUAGACCUCAUAAUUAAUUUAAGAAAACUUUAUCAACAUUCUAAAAGUAUAAUUAUUACUUAAAGUAUAGGUAUCUUUGGCCAAAAAGAGUUUUUUUUGGAGAAGUUGUGAUCAUUUUAACACAUGAUCAAUACACCCUGCAGACAAUUUGAUGGAAUAAUCCAUGCUAUUGUAUAUGAAUUUCAGAGGUAUUUUCAAGUCAGUUUUUUUAUUGUUAGAAUAAAAGUCAGUGGUUUAGCUUGAUCCCUGUCAACAAGGCUUCAUCUAAAACUCUAGAAAACUUUUUUUUUGCAUUGUGAGAAUUUAGGACCUGGCCUACAUAGGAACUGACCUAUUGCCACUGCCCC